AUGAAUCGAAGAUCAAUUAAUUUUAAUUCUAUCCUCGACUGGACAUUUCUUAUACUUUCAAUAGCGUGCAUUUGUGUUGUUACACCAAUGUCGUAUACAUCAGAUAAAAAACCUGAUCAACCAUCAACAAAAUCAGAUAUAAAUGUUGAAUUGUUUAACCAAUCAUCGAAGAACUAUGAAAAGUUCCUUGAAUUGUUAAAUUCAGAAAAUAAAUCCAUUGAUAUGAUAUUUAAUUACGAAGUCCCCGUUCCUGAAUCUUUUAUUCCAGCAAUUAAAAAUGCAACAGUUCGCGGAGUUAAAGUAAGAAUGUAUACAAUGGAACCAAAUUCAACACUUCCGAAAUUAACACUACCAGAAGGAGCAGAAAUUAGAUAUUUCAAAAAUACAACUUAUUUCAAGAAAUUUUACGUGAAUUUUGCGAUAUUUCAUUCGGAACUUCUUUUCUUCCCAUCAUCAUUUAUACCUCGUAUAGGAUUUGAUAAGAAAAUAAUUGGAUUUUACGCAGAUACAAAUGAUAAAAAUUUAAUUUCAUCAGCUCAGGUCGUUUUCGACUAUUUUUGGAAUAUGGGCGAUGAAAUGUAUUUUGUCCUCCCGCGGAAAUACUUUUUCUCAUAUGAAAAUUCCGAUUUUACUUUAGAUCCAGAUACAGAGCUUGCCCUGAACAUAACAUCUAUACAUAAAACCGUUCGAAAUGCUCUAGAUCAAUCAGCUGAAGUCAAAAUUGUAGCUUCUAGACAAUUUUUCCCAGAUAAUAUCACUAACUUUACAGAAUGCUUGAGAUAUGCUCAGAUAUCAUCUCUUCUUGAAAAGCAAGCCAUUACAGAUCUCAAGUUACGAAUUAUCCUCUCUGAAUCAGAAUUUAUUACACAUAAAACUCAUUAUGUUUCUAUUUAUCAUAACUUUGCUGAUAAAGAAAACAUAGAUUUACGCCAUUGCACUUUUGAAGAUAUUGACGGAACAAUAAUUGCUGCAACUGACCAACUUGUCUUGUUACCUUGCGGAUUAGAUGAAAUUACUCAUAACAACAAUAUAAUAUUUGGUUUAUCACAUAAGACUGAUAUAAUUAACGAUAUCACACAAUAUGGAAUUUCUUGCCCGAGAUAUCCGAAAUAUUAA
Trichomonas vaginalis G3 is the source of this 1116-nucleotide messenger RNA. RefSeq names its product phospholipase D/nuclease family. The transcript has a single exon. Bases 1 to 1116 code for a protein of 371 amino acids. The record is from RefSeq and is a predicted model, not a curated record. NCBI's taxonomy places the organism in Eukaryota, Parabasalia, Trichomonadida, Trichomonadidae.